Molecule: messenger RNA, 1344 nt
Organism: Phytophthora megakarya
Lineage: Eukaryota; Oomycota; Peronosporomycetes; Peronosporales; Peronosporaceae
Source: the annotation of a GenBank genome assembly
AUGAAGCCUUCAGAACUUCCAAGUAUCCCUGCGACCGACGCAAUUCGCACGGACCAAGUCAGACUCGGAGCGGAUAGCCCUGAUGUCGGGAUACCAGAGUCCUUAGCUACUGCUGUGGAAGCACUGAUGGUGAUGACAAGGUCACGAACAGAAGCAGGCGUAGGGUCUCGGACUCCUUUAGACCAGUCCAGGUACCAGGACGAACCAAAUGAUGAAGGUCCUAAAAGGGGACUUGUCCGAUCUUCCACGAACCAGGUCAAGAAGAUUGCGAAUGUCUCCGAUCAGUUUGUGCUGGAUUCGCGAGAAGUCCUCUACAGGCUGAGCACACCCACUCCCGAGAGACCUCGCAACAAACAGUCGGAGCUCAGGCUGGUGGUCCCGGAAACUUUACCUGCUGACAUGCUACACUAUUCGCACGAGCAUUUCCAAGGCGGCCACCAAGGAAUUAACAGGACGUUUGAGCGAUUACGCUCAGAGUUCUACUGGAUCGGGAUAGACCUUCUGAAAAGUAAGCAACGUGCGACACUAGGGUACCGGCCUCAGGCCAAUGGACAACAAGAACGCUCAGUCCAAACGGUAAUGCGGAGUGUCAGAGCGUAUGUUGCUGGAGUUGACCAGAGUGAUUGGGACGAGCAUGCAGAACGUCUCAUGUUCGCUCUGAAUACCUCGUUCGAUGCUGCAAGAUUAGACACUCCGUUUUACCUGGUCCACGGCUGGGACGCCCAGGGAACCAUAUCUGCAAUGCUGGGCCCGAAGCCAUCCACAGUCCAAGAACGAACGGCCUUGGAGUGGCGUCGGAAGAUGCAACGACACUAUAGCUAUGCUCUCGCGUGUGCCGAAGACUUGCAAAAGAAGGCAAAACGUGCGAGAUCUGCAGCACAGACUCGUAAGUGGAGAGAACUCUCAGACCGGGUAAAGGCAGGUUUCGAAGCCGGUGAUUCUGUGUGGUUAUAUAUUCCGAAAGUCCGUACGGGAUUGAGUCGCAAGCUAGCUCACCUGUGGCACGGACCUUUCCGAAUUGAUGAAAUCCAUGAUGAUUUCAGGGUCAAGCUCAAGAUCCCAGGCACAGGUUAUCGUGAUAGUUGGGAGCCAGACACUGCCCAAGAUGAGUAUGAGGUCGAAGCGAUCCUGGAUCUCAGGUGGAUUAAACGUAUCAGGACCUCCAAGCGUUCUCGGGAAUAUCUGAUCAAGUGGAAAGGAUUCACAGACCCAGAGUGGAUACCUCUAGCUCAACUGAAUUGUGGGGCGUUGCUAUAUGAGUUCGACCAGGGUGCUAAGGCGAGAGCCCGUUUCCAAGCUAUGCAAGCUGGGGAUGAUCACCCUGGGAACAAAGUUCGGGGAUAA